GCAAAUAGAGAAGUGCAGAGGAGAGCAACAGGCAGUCGUCUCUGGAGAGAGUCUGAGAGCAAUGCUCAGUCCACUGACAACAACUCAAAAUCCGGACAGUAAGGAAGAGGGAGGUUUUUCAUACUGCUGCCUGCCCUGGGGCCUCAUAAAUAAUCUGCCUUCCUCACAGCUAUGCUUGGACCACAAACUAAACAAAGGACAAAGUUUAUUUACUUCAUGUAGUCUGAUUUGCACAUGGACACUGUAAUUCAUCUAUACCUAACCAUCUUUAACCUGCUGGAAUCAAGAAUAAAAUUUACGGUUUCCUCACUGUCCUGUCUUUUUUAACUUGCAGAAGAACAGGAGAUUUCCAUGCAAGUCUUGGCAAGAUGCUGCCAAUUUUUUUCGUGACAUGGUGGGUUGGGGUGUUCAUUGGAAUUGUAGGAGGUCAGUCGCAAUCUCAGCAACAGUCCCAGACUGAGGACUCAAACCCCUGGAGACAGAUGAUCCAAUGGGAGAAUAAUGGACGUGUAUACAGUCUUCUCAACAGUGGGGCUGAAUACGUCCCUGCUCGGGCUCAUGAACGAGACAGGAACCACAGAGUUUUUUUAGCUGAUGCUCCCAACCGUAGAUCACAGGGUGGGAAUGUUCGCAGGCAAGCACCUUCUAGAGGAAGCUCCGAGACUUUGAGAGGUCAAACCAGACAUCCUUUUGGAUUCGGGCAGGUGCCGGACAACUGGCGUCAAGGUACAGCAGGGGCAGGUGAAACAAGUCGCUUCCAGUCAUCUCCCAGCUCUCGUUUUAGAGCAUCCUCUGGCUCAUCCUCCUCAUCAUCAUCCUCUUCUUCAUCCUUAAACGUUCCAUCUUAUCCACAGUACCCAUUACCUCAACAGCCUCCUUAUGGUUCUCCCUAUGACUCAGGUUUGGACAGGGCAUAUGAACCACCCUUCCGUGGAACGGGGUUUUCCUCAGGCACUAGUGGUGGCUUCACUGGAGGAGGAUAUGGAGGGGGUGCAUACUCUACUGGCAUUUUUGGAGAAGGAAGCUAUACAGGAGGGGGUCCAGCACCUGACGAGAGGUAUCGCUACUUUCCCACUUACAGUCAGCCAUACCCAGCCAUUCCUGCCCAACCUGAACAGCCAUCAUUCGCAGAUGGAUUGGACCACAGAUACACACAAAGUCUGUACAAUGAGGACUCUCGAGAUGCUGGUAAUGCUGCAGUACCUGUCUCUAAUGGUACACCGACCAGUAUAGGGUCAGCAGCAUUCCAGCCUGCAGUACAAAGUCCCCAGUACGAGCAGUUCCCACCCUUCGGAAGGCCCCAGCCACAGCCUCCAUUCAUGCAACCACCUCCACGGAACCCUCUCGUCUCCAACAAUGCAGAGAGUACCAGUAUCAAUGUUGGGAGUGUUUAUCGUCCACAGCAAAGAGGUUUGCCUGACCUGGUUCCUGACCCGAACUAUGUCCAAGCUUCUACAUACAUUCAAAGAGCCCACAUGUACUCCUUGCGCUGUGCUGCAGAGGAGAAAUGUUUGGCCAGCUCAGCCUACAGUGAUGAUACCACAGACUAUAAUGUCAGGGUUCUUCUGCGGUUCCCUCAAAGAGUGAAGAACCAAGGGACAGCUGAUUUCAUGCCCAACCGACCUCGACACACCUGGGAGUGGCACAGCUGUCACCAACAUUACCACAGUAUGGAUGAGUUCAGUCACUAUGACCUGCUAGAGGUGAGCACUGGCCGUAAGGUGGCAGAGGGACACAAGGCGAGCUUCUGUCUGGAGGACACCACCUGUGACUUUGGUCACCUGAAACGUUACGCUUGUACUUCACAUACCCAGGGUCUCAGCCCAGGUUGCUAUGACACAUACAAUGCAGAUAUUGAUUGUCAAUGGAUUGACAUCACUGAUGUUCAGCCAGGAAACUAUAUACUGAAGCUCCAGGUUAAUCCUAAGUACUUGGUGCUGGAAUCUGACUUCACCAACAAUGUAGUAAGGUGCAAUAUCCACUACACAGGGCGCUUUGUCAAAACAACAAACUGCAAAAUCUCCCAGUCAUGAUUUGCCAGGUCUGGGCAGCUUAGUGUGGAGGAAUCUCCAGUGGAGUGCUGUUCCAUUGCAAUGUGAAUGGAAUUUCUGGUGUUAUUGUGAUUGUUUAUUGUAUUUGUCUUGGUUCUUGUUUAUGUGCUGUUCCGGUCCUGUGAGCCCAUUGUGAACCUGGGUUCAGUUUGUACCAAGAGGAAUGAGCAGACAUACUGACACACUCGCACUCAUUCAAACACAAACACACACACACACACACACACACACACACACUCAUGUUGGUUUUGCUAUACUUGUGAGGACCCUCCAUAGACAUAAUUAUUUUUAUACUGUACAAACUAUAGAUUCUAUCCCCUAACUCUAACCCUACCCCUAAACCUAACCCUCACAGAAACCUUUUUGCAUUUUUACAUUUAAAAAAAACAUCAUUUAAUAUGCCAUUUCCCUUGUGAGGACCACCCAAAAGGUCCUCACAACCAUAAAUGUCCUCACAGAACAGGCUGAUUCUCAAUACUUGGUCCUCCCAAGUGUAGCAAAACCUGUACACACACACAUGUUGGUGCGGCUAUCCUUAUGAGGACUCUCCAUAGACAUAAGGAUUUUUAUACUGUACAAACUAUAGAUUCUAUACCCUAACCCUAACCCUACCCCUAAACCUAACCCUCACAAAAAACGUUCUGCAUUUUUACAUUUUCAAAAAAACAUAAUUUAGUAUGUUUUUUUAAGCGAUUUGAAUUAUGGGAACACUAGAAAUGUCAUCAUAAACCACAAAUAUCGCAUAAUACCCUUGUAAUUACCAGUUUAUAACAUUUUUAAAAAUGUCCUCGUAAACCACCCAAACCUGCCCUCACACACACACACACUGAGUUAUACCAUAGUCCACAGCACAUGGCAGACCGAUGUUUGUUUUCUAUGCAGCCAACCCAUUAACCCCCAUUUUUUCAUUAAAGCACACACACGCACACUCUCCCCAAUUACUGUAAGUCUAAAUCCUUUAAGACCCCAUGAAAUUGGCAAUGUGACCAUGCAGGAAAUCGACAUGCUGCUUCCGAAUGUCAGUGUACCCUUAAAUCAACCCAGUGUCCCGAAUUACUGAGAAGCGCCAUCCCCAUCUCCCAAAUUAAGAAGUGCUAUGCCCAUCAGACAUUUUUGCAUCAACUGAAACAUGUUCACCCUUCUGACGCUACUGAUACUCCUAGACAUGGUUUCUGUUCCUAUUGAAACCAGGAAGUUAUCGUGUUCACUUUUAAACACAGGUUCUGGUCCCAUGGAAACCAGGAAGUAAUCACAUUCUCAUAAGCAAUGGUGAAUGCUAUUCGGAGGUUGCAUUUUUGCUCUAAAAUUACAUUUUUACUCCACUGAUGAUUAGGUUUAGGGUUGGGUUUGUGUUAGGGAGAAGGGUAAAUAAAAUAUGUACUCUUGUUGAUCUUUGACUAAUUUACAACAAAAAAUACAACUCCCUUUUUUUUUUUUUUUUUUUGCCAUGCUGUUGACAUUUCACAUAAAUAACUCUUCCAGCUUCGACCACCUUGAAUCAGUAAAUACAGACCAAAUUCAGCAGCAGAACUUUUGAUCUCCUGACGCUGAAUUCACAGUGUGAUCAGUCCAUUUUAUUUCAUGUUUGGACCUAUUUCCUUUUAAAACAGGAAGGGCUUAUCCUUUUUUUUAUUUUUUUUAUAAAUAAAUAAAAAUGACCAAUUGGCUUUAGUUAUGUCACAAUUAUGAGCCAUGAUUUGCUACUUGCUCUUGCCAGAGGCAGGUGGUAUUAGGGAAAUUCUCAUUCUAGAAAGCAUUUAAUUGGACAAAAUCCGUACAUUUUAAAUGCGUAUAUCUGGUAAAAGUAAAUUUUGUCAAUAUUUUGGAGUACUCUAGGAUAUAGAUGACCUCAAAGCAUUUAGACAUGGGCCAAAACCACAAACCCUACUUUUUUUUUUUUUUUUUUUUUUUUUUUUUUUUGCAUGGGGUCUUUAGCCAUCUUUUAGAGUGGCUAAAAGUAAAUUCAAAAAUUGCUGAAAAACAGUGAGGCCAGGUAUGGCACUGUGAGGAAACAAGUGGAUCUGCUACCACCACCUUUGAUAAACCGGUAUAGUCCAGUGUCUGGAAAAACAAUGUUGGAGAGUUACAUUUGCUUACAAACUUUAUUGUUAACAUUCAAAACAAAACUAUGCUAAUUGAAUGAGCACAGACAGAUUUGUAUAUUUCAGAAUGUCUAACUACAUCACCAAAAUAGACACAUGAAAAGUUAAAUCACCAAAUACAUGUGCAUCACAACUCAAAACCAAUUCACACUUACACAGAUAAGGCACUCAUUUAUCACAUAGCUAGAUAUACUAAUAAUACAAAUUCAAACAGUAGAUAAAUAAAGUACAAUCACUAAAAUAUCAAUCCUAAAAGAGGUGAGAAAAAGUGAGAGAUAAAGGUAUUAUUUACCCAAAAAUGAAAAUUACCUUAUUUACUCACCCUCAUGCCAUUCCAGAUGUGUAUGACUUUCUUUAUUUUGCUGAACACAAACAAAGAUUUUUAGAAGAAUAUUUCAGCUCUGUAGAUCCAUACAAGUGAAUGGGUACCAACAAAUUUUAAGCUAAAAAUUAUAAAGUCAGAUAAAGAUAAAGUCAUAAUAAAAGUAAUCCAUAAGACUCCAGACUCUACUUAAUAAAUGACCAUUUAAACAUGUAGUUAAUGUGAAUAAGCACUCAGGUCCGUAGAGACCCACAGGUUAAUCCAUGUCUUCCAAAGUAAUAUGAUAGGUGUGAGUUCUUAUUUACAUCCUUUUUUACUAUCAAUCACCACUUUCAUUUCGUGCAUAUUGCCACCUACUGGGCAGGGAGGAGAAUUUAUGGUAAAAACAGACUUAUAUAUGAAAUAUGAAAUAUUUCUCACCCACAUUUAUCAUUUCGCUUAUGAAGAUAUAGAUUUAACCACUGGAUUCUUAUGGAUUACUUUUCAUUUUGGAGCUUAAACAUUUUGGUACCUCUAUUGUGAAGACCUACAUAGCCAAAAUAUUCUUCUAAAAAUCUAAGUUUGUGUUUAGCAGAAGAAAGAAUGUCAUACACAUCUGGGAUAUCAAGAGGUUGAUUAAACGAUGAGAAAAUUUUUGGGUGAACUAUUCCUUUAAGAGGUGGGAACAAGAUACUUAACAGCACCAAGCCAGUCUCACACACUGUCCAAAGUGGCAAACAAUAUCACAAAACAUCCACGCACAGGCUCAGCAGGUAAACAAAAAUUGCCACCAUAUUGGGGUAUCAGUAAACACGCCCACUUAAAAUCCUCAAUCACUACAGCACUAUACAACUUUAUAAAUAAUUCAGAUUAGGAGAAAUCAAACAUAUACUAGAGGAGGGCAGAAAGCUCAGCAACUGGAAGCAAUUCUUCUUUCCCUCUUCCCCCAAGACUCUUUCCUUUUUUCUGUGCCACUUUAGCAAAGGUGCAAUACUGAGAGAACAGCCAGCUUGUCAGUCAUUACAUUUGUCAGUUAGGUAAAACGUAGCUUUAGCUUGAAUAAAGGGCCUGGAAAAAAUGGCUUUUGGGUUAAGGCACUUGUAUGUAAAAUCUGACAGCAGCACUGAGUUUAUCAAAGUGUACCUUUUGUUCCUUAGUCUUUAACUUAACCUGCUGCAAUUUCGAUGUGGUUGUAAUGUUGCCUUUUAUGUCAGUUUAAAAAAAAUCAGGAUAUUACAAGUGGAUGCUUAUGUGACAGUAUGGCUUGGAUUUGGUUUUCAAUUAUUAAGCAGAGCAUGGAAUGAACUAAAACUGAGAUGUUAAGCUUGUAAACCUUUUUGUUGUGGAUGCUUGUUUUACUAUGGAAUGUAUCUACAGUAUUAUUUCUUAAGGGAACAGUUCACCCAAAAAUGAAAAAUCAUGUUGUUCCACAGCAUACAUAGCGCAUGAGUCAAGUUCAUUUGUAGUGCUUUUCUAGUGUUUUCUUUUCUUUUUUUGAGCUCAACAUAGUGGUCACUUGUGGACUGUAGUUGCAUAAAAUAGUGCUGUGUAAAGAUUCUACAAAAUUCUGAUUUUGGGUUCCACAGGAAAAAAAAAAUAUAGCAUAGGUUUGGAAUGACAUGACUGUUAUAGUAAAUAAAAACAGAAUUUUCAUAUUUGAGUGAAUGAUUCCUUUAAACUGCCAACACUGGUCAGAUGCCACAAGUCACUAUUUGCUUUAUAUGAUACAGUUAACCAUCUGAUGCAUGCCAUUAUUUAGGUAGGAAAUGAAUUUAUUUUUUCUGUUUGUAUUCAUACUUUGUUCUUAUGUACUGUGUGGGAGUAAAAUACUGUUCUUGCUGUGGUACAUUCCAGGAAUUCAUAUUUCUUUGUAUCUGAAAUCUAGAUUUAUGCCUAGAUUUGUUAAAUAGCCAAGCUGUGGCAGAAUACAACCUAGAUGAUACUACUGUUGCAAAGCUAACAUUGCAUAACUUGACGUUACUAACAAACUUAAUACCAUCCGUACCUACCUCGGAAAGAGAAAUUAAUGUUUUCAGUUAGGCAUAUGCAAUGAGAAAGAGCUCCCUAGUACACUACACUUGAAGGGACACUAUAUAACAAACUUACAACAUCUGCAAAUCCACAUUAUAUGCUAAAAAGCUGUUAUAAAUGUCUAUAAUCAUCAGCUAAUAAACUCAGCUGAUAAUAAUUAGCUGCAAGUGUUCUAACAAGCUUUCUGUGGGGUCAUAUUAUUGUCAUCAUGAGAUAUUCAAUGUAAAUGGAAUGUGUGUUGUUUGUCUUUGCAUGAUGCUCUUCAAACAAAGCUAAGUGGAUUCCUUCCUGUAGUGAGCAAUUCUGUAAUUCACUCCACCUGGUUUCCAUUAACAAGAUCCAGAUGAAAUGCAGAACAGACUUUCUGUUUUAUUGUAUCCCUUUAUAUCGUGUAUAAAUGAUUAUUAUAAUGAUUGUUUUAAAAUAUAGACAAAAAUAUAGAUAGAUCUAGUUUUGUGGUUCAAGACAGGUGCACACAUCAUUACCACACAUCAGUCUCUUUGUGUUGUUGUUGUGUUGUUGUUGUUGUUUUGUUUUGUUUUUUGUGCUCCUGAUCAUCUGUCGUAGUUUAUCUGAAUCUAAAUAAAGACUAAAG
This is a messenger RNA of Myxocyprinus asiaticus (Chinese sucker), 7080 nucleotides long. Its product is annotated as lysyl oxidase homolog 1-like. Gene Ontology annotation, molecular function: copper ion binding; protein-lysine 6-oxidase activity. The coding region runs from base 369 to 2033 and encodes 554 amino acids. The record is from RefSeq and is a predicted model, not a curated record. NCBI's taxonomy places the organism in Eukaryota, Metazoa, Chordata, Actinopteri, Cypriniformes, Catostomidae. Gene Ontology annotation, biological process: peptidyl-lysine oxidation. The transcript is spliced from 7 exons.